AUGGCCACCCAAACGGUCCCAGUUACCAAACCCGCCGCACCCCCAGCUUCAGACCCGGCCGUGUACCAGGAGUACGAAGCCAAAUGGUCGACCUACCCAACCGACGCCGACGGCUGGCUGCAGCGCGCGCGGGAUGUCGCGACGGUGCUCUCCGCCGACGCAGCCGUGCGCGAAAAGGCCAACAAGUCGCCCAAGGCCGAGGUUGCGCUACUCAAGCACUCUGGCCUGCUGCGCCUGCUUGGGCCCAAGAAGUACGGCGGCGGCGAACAGCCGUGGAGUGUGGGGUAUAAAGCGAUUCGGGAGGUUGCAAAGGGGGAUGGGUCGAUUGGUAUGCUCCUCGGCUACCACCUGUUGUGGUCUCGUACCGGGCAUGUCGUGGGCAACGAUGACCAAGCCGACCGCCUGCAGAAACUCAUCAUCGAGAACAACUACUACGUCGGCGGUGCUGUCAACCCACGCGACAGUGAUCUCAAGAUCACAUAUGACGACGACAAGAUCACGUACAACGGGUUCAAGAACUUCACCACGGGCGCGGCCGUGUCGGACCUGAUCGUGCUCGAGGGCGCUGUCGAUGGCCGCCCGCCCGAGGAGCACAUCUUUGCCAUUGUGCCGACGGCGCAGGCUGGCAUCGUGUUCAGUUACAACUGGGAUAACAUUGGCCUGCGGUUGACCGAGUCCGGGGCAGCCAAGAUUGAGAAUGUGUCGGCGCCGUGGGCGGAUGCGCUAGGUUGGGAUGUCGCGACGAAGAAGCCAGACCCGGCUGUUUUGGGGAUCGCGUUCCCUGCGCUGCUACUACCGAGCAUCCAGCUGGUCUUCAGCAACUUCUACAUCGGCAUCGCCCAGGGUGCGUUGGAGUUUGCUAAGCAAUACACCACCGCCCACACCCGCGCAUGGCCGUUCGGCGGAGAUCCCAAGGAAUCCGCCACGGAGGAAUUCCACAUCUUGUCGACCUAUGGUAACUUCUUCGCGCACCUGAGAGCUGCCGAGACGCUCGCGGACCGGGCCGGAGCCGAAGCAGACAAGCUCUACGAGAAAUACGGGAACCAGCGGGCCGGGUUAACGUUGCAAGAGCGCGGCGACUGGGCCGAGUGGGUAGCCAGCGUCAAGGUGGUGGCCACCGACACGGGCCUGCGGGUAACCUCGGGGGUGUUCGAGGUGACGGGCGCGCGGGCGACGGCAAGCAAGGUCGGGCUGGACCGGUUCUGGCGUGACCUGCGGACACACACGCUGCAUGACCCCGUCGCGUACAAGAACCGCGAGCUGGGCAAGUACUUUGUGCUCGGUCAAGCGCCGGACCCGACGUGGUAUACAUAG
Messenger RNA from Dichotomopilus funicola, 1314 nucleotides. RefSeq names its product acyl-CoA dehydrogenase/oxidase. The transcript has 4 exons. The record is from RefSeq and is a predicted model, not a curated record. Gene Ontology annotation, biological process: L-leucine catabolic process. NCBI's taxonomy places the organism in Eukaryota, Fungi, Ascomycota, Sordariomycetes, Sordariales, Chaetomiaceae. Bases 1 to 1314 code for a protein of 437 amino acids. Gene Ontology annotation, molecular function: flavin adenine dinucleotide binding; 3-methylbutanoyl-CoA dehydrogenase activity.